GCCUUCAGAUCUUCUAGGCGUCCUAAUCAUUGUCUACUCUAUUGAAAAUGGACCAGGAAAGAAUGAAAUUGUUUGCGGUGUUUAUUCUGCGUCUGAACUUGGGCAUUUAUGGGAUCCUAUCUGCAACAGCAAGGUGGGCACUUGACAAGGCAAUUGAACAUGAAAUCACUACAGUUGCAGGAUUAGAAUCUCCACUACCCAAUCUAUACUGGGCAAUCUAUUUUCCCAUGGGAAAUGCGGCCACGGGAUUCUUGAUAAUGUUUGCAUUGAUAGCAGGAGUGGCGGGAGGUGUUUCCUGCCUUUCUGGUUUUCAGCAUUCGCGGUCUUGGACAAGGAAUACUUUCGCCUCUGCUACCUCUGCUGCUUUCACAGCCUGGGGCCUCACUCUCUUGGCCAUGGGAUUGGCGUGCAAGGAAAUGCAGUUGCAGGGCCGAAAUUUGCUUCUGAAAACGGUGGAAUCAUUUGUGAUAAUUCUGUCCGCCACGCAACUGUUGUAUAUAGUUGCAGUCACUCACAUUGGCAUCCCUCAAUAGAGCUGCUUCUUUUCAUGGCACAAUGUUAAAGUAGAAAAAUUAAUUGUAUUAUAUAAAUGAAUAAUGAAAUCACAUAUUCUUUUCUUUGCCUCAGCAUGGAGUUUUCGAAUUUCUACUUCUAGUAAAUAAAGUUG
Cryptomeria japonica (Japanese cedar) is the source of this 667-nucleotide messenger RNA. Its product is annotated as membrane protein PM19L-like. NCBI's taxonomy places the organism in Eukaryota, Viridiplantae, Streptophyta, Pinopsida, Cupressales, Cupressaceae. The record is from RefSeq and is a predicted model, not a curated record. Bases 48 to 533 code for a protein of 161 amino acids. The transcript is spliced from 4 exons.